This is a messenger RNA of Schistosoma curassoni, 1110 nucleotides long. Lineage: Eukaryota; Metazoa; Platyhelminthes; Trematoda; Strigeidida; Schistosomatidae. The record is from the annotation of a GenBank genome assembly.
GUUUCACUACACCAUUUUGAUAGUUGUAAAUUAGUUGUCGUUUUGAUGACUGAAUGAGUUUCUGCAAAAAAAGAAUAAGCCACCGUCAUCUUCAAGUGACCGUGAUAAUUUCUAGUUUGAUAAUCAUAGGAUGUGCAGUUGCCUUGAUUACUAUUGGUAGUAUAUUUUAUAGUUCAGUUCGUAAAUACAAUGGCAAACUUGAGACGACUGUCAAAGGAGUAAUAAAAUGCCUUGUCAUAGUCGGAUGUAUUAUGAUUUUUUCUGGAUUCCUAGGUCUCUUUGGAUCUUGCUUAAAUAGUAAUGAUGUACUUUGCUUGUUUUCUGUUGGUUUGGUCACCAUAAUUAUUGUUCAGCUUGGAACUGGAAUAACAUGCCUUUGUUAUCAUGUAAAGGCAAGUUUUUUCGUUGGUGAUGAGCUUUUAUAGUUAUGGGAUAAUCUACAUUUGAGCAUGAAGAAAGCAGUUGAAAGUUAUCAUUUCAAUAAAACGAUAAGCACCAUUAUGGAUAAAAUUCAUAGAGAUGUAAUUAUCAUUUCAAGCUUAUUUGAUUACAGCUUAAAUGUUGUGGUUCACUUAAUUACUUAGAAUAUGGAGAUAAAAUUCCCUCGUCCUGUCAUGAAGAUGGUUCCAUUUACAAAAAUGGUUGUACUGAUGUAUUAAAUCAAUUCGGUGGCCAAUUUCUAACUAUUGGUACAGUUUUCUCAUUUAUGUUCAUAAUCCUUGAAAUAAUAACAAUUGGAUGUUCCAUAUAUUUAACUGCAUAUAUCGAUGCAAAAGAUCAGAGAUGACAUCUUUUUUUUUUCUUAUCAUAUCAAUCACUGAGAUUAUUAUUAUGAAUGGUUAAGAAGUCAUUGAAAUUAGUACACUAUUGAUCUUUUGUAAAAUGAUUUACAAUAUCUUUGUAAGUAAAUAAGAUGUAAUUAGAAAUCAUUAUUAUAUUUACAUGUUUUUUUUUAUGUAAAUACUUUAUAUUUGUCUUUCACUUUUAUUUUUCAAGUUGUUGAGUAAAUAAAACAUCUCAUAACAUAAUUUAUCCAUUUAGAAGAAUCCUUUAAAAGAUGUUCAUUUUGAAAGUUAGAUAAUCAUUUGUGUUAUUGAAAGAUUAUAGUUC